Molecule: messenger RNA, 5982 nt
Organism: Anolis carolinensis (green anole)
Lineage: Eukaryota; Metazoa; Chordata; Lepidosauria; Squamata; Anolidae
Product: zinc finger protein 729
Biological process (GO): regulation of transcription by RNA polymerase II
Molecular function (GO): DNA-binding transcription factor activity; RNA polymerase II cis-regulatory region sequence-specific DNA binding
Source: RefSeq, a predicted model, not a curated record
GGAUUCCUAGAAAGGCCCUGGAAGGCUUAAGAAGGAGGGAUGGAAAAAGAGAAAGGCGCUUCCUGUAUCCUUCUCCUUGCAGCCCUUCUUUUUUGGGAGAGAUGGUGAGACCUUCCCUCUUUGGCUGGUCCAGGCCCUCCUUGGUUCACCCAAAGAGAGAAAACUUUCUCCCGGUAUGGAAAUGAAGCCAGCAUCUGCAUUAUCAUUCGGCCUGGGAUGUUCUUUAUUAUAUUCCCCAUCGUCCCCACUUUCAGAGUCUAAUAGCAUAGUUUGACCACCAUUCUGCAUGACCGAGUCACUUAUAGGUCAAAGCCAACAGUUUUCUACAGUUUUCUCUUAAAACUAUUGGGUAAAGGCAACAAGUGUAUUGAGUAAUCAGGUUCUACAGCUUUUUCUUAAAACUAUUUGGUUAAAAAGCACCAAGUGAACUAGGUUAUCUGCUUCACCGAAGUAAAACUAUGUCCAGAGAAAGUGGUGGAGUGGCAGCCCUGGACCGCCAAUGUCAACAUUUCUUCACUCAUGGGUUUUCUCCAGAUAUUAAAAUGGAAGAGGAAGAAGGGCUUGCUUUGGAAUAUGGAGAUUGGGGAGCCGACAAGAAGAGACACUGUUUUGUCCCAGAUGGGUUCCCGAAGUGGCCGCCGCCACAAGUUAAGCAAGAGCCAGAGGAAGGCUUGGCCCAGCAUUGUGAAAUCCAGUGGCAAGAGUUUCUGAGGGCUCUACAACCUUCUCAGAUGGGAUGGGAAGGUCCCAAACAACCUUGGGUUGAAAGGCAAACCAGACAAUUAUCUCUGGGCUCCUUUGAAGGAGAAAUCAGCAAGUGGCCUGCAACAGAGGAAGCGCCCAUGAUUUUGCCAGGCGUCAACAGAGCAGCGGCAAAGAAUCUGGAUAUGAGAGGUGGCGAGGAUUGUGAAAUGAUGGAGGGAGAUCUUCGAGCCAAGGAGGACAUCGGGGCAGAGAUCCAGCGCAAACGGUUCCGGGAUUUCCGCUACCGGGAGACGGAGGGGCCCCACGGGGUUUGUGAUCGACUCCAGGAGCUCUGCCAGCAGUGGCUGAAGCCGGAGAAGUCGAGCAAGGAGCGGAUCCUGGAGAUGUUGAUCCUGGAGCAGUUCUUGGCCAUUUUGCCUCAGGAAAUGCAGAGCUGGGUCAAGGAAGGAGGGCCAGAGAGUCCUGCCCACGCGGUGGCCCUGGCGGAGGAAUUCCUGCAGAGCCAAGAAGAGUCCAAAGGGUGGAAACAGCAGGUCCUUUCUGAGAUGCCCUCUGAGACUGAAAAGGGGGAAUCUACCAGGGGUUUGCUGUCUUUUUUGGCCAUCAAGCCACUGUGCAAAGAGAUCGAGGAGGAGGAGAAGAGGGACAGCGAAGAUGGUGGUCAUCUUGUUAGUGGAACAACACCUGCCAUGGAUUCUGCAUCAUCUCUUCUCAAGGCUUCACCUGUGCAAACUCAGGGACAGGUGACCUUUGAGGACGUGGCGGUGCAUUUCUCCGAGGCAGAGCAAGCCCUCCUGGAUGAAGACCAAAGCUCCCUGUAUACAGAAGUCAUGUUAGAAAAUUACAGAAACCUCACCGCUUUGGGCUUUUCAAUGUGCAAACCAGAACUGAUAUCCUACCUGGAAAGAAGGGGAGAGUCAUCCAUCCGGGAUGCUGAAGAAACAGGAAAAGAGGAAAGUGCAGAUGUUGCAGCUACAAGUGAGGUUAAAGAGGAAAACCUACUGCAGGAGGAAGACCCUAAAUUGGAAGAGAUCCCUGAAAUGAUCCCAUUGGGAUCCCAGGAGGGGAUCUGCCUGACAGCUCAGGAUUGUGAGAGCGAGUCCCCAUUACUGAAGGGGAACCAUGAAUUGGGCGACAGCACAGCCAGUGAGAAUGGGACAGGCAAAACACAUCUAAAAGUCUCUUCUGAUGGAACAUUAUUGGAAGGUUUUCAAGAGAGCGUUUCCAUGAAGCCCGAGCUCUUCGACCAGGGCUAUGAAUCCGAUCGGCAGCCGUGGCAGCAUACUGUGAAUCUGUGGGGCAUAUCCACUCAGAAAGUGGAAGAUGUUGUGGCAGAUAACAUUGGCACCACUUGGGCGGGAGAGGAGCAUCACAUGUGUCGCAAAUGCGGGCAGGCCUUUGAGCACCAGUCAGGACUUAUCGUGCACCAGAUGAUCCAUACGGCGGAGAGGCCCUACGAGUGCCUCGAGUGCGGGAAAAGCUUCUGCCAGAGGGAGAACCUCCUUGCACACCAGAGGAUCCACUUGGGGGAGAGGCUUUACGAGUGUCCUCAGUGUGGGAAGCACUUCAGCACCCGCUCCCACCUCAUCACCCACCAGAGAAUCCACACGGGCGAGAAGCCAUUCGAGUGCCUUCACUGUGCCAAAAGCUUCAGCAACAAGUCCUCGCUCACCACGCACCAGAGGAUCCACACCGGAGAGAAGCCGUACGAGUGUCCGCAGUGCGGGAAGAGCUUUUGCCAGAGCGGGCAGCUGAUCCGGCACCAGAGGAUCCACACCGGAGAGAAGCCGCACGCGUGCCUGCAGUGCGGGAAAUGUUUCUGCCAGAGAGGACAGCUGAUCCGACACCAACGGAUGCACACGGGGGAGAAGCCGUACGAAUGCCUUCAGUGCGGGAAGAACUUCAGCAGGAAAUUGUCUCUUGACCUUCACCAGCGAAUGCAUACGGGAGAGAAGCCAUACGAGUGUCCCGAAUGUCGGAAAAGCUUCUGCCAGAGCGCCCAGUUGAUCCAGCACCAGAGAAUCCACACCGGAGAAAAGGGCUUGGCCAAGUGCGGCAAAAGCUUCUAUCAGAAAGAAACGCUGGUAAAGCAUCAGGGAACCCACGUGGAAUCGAAACCCUACGAGUGCUCUGAAUGUAGAAAGGCCUUCCUACGGAAAGAUAAGCUCGUUUGGUUCUUCUUGCAGAUGGUAUCCUUUGAAGAGGUGGCCGUCUACUUCUCCCAGGCAGAAUGGGCCCUCCUCAACCUCUACCAAAGAGCCGUCUAUCGGGAGGUCAUGAUGGAAAAUUACGGGAACGUGGUCUCCUUGGAGAUGGGAAUGAUGCUGCCGCUGGUCCAGUCGGGACGGUCUCCUCUUUAUCCAACCCGGCAGAGGAACACAGGAGAUCCCACUCAGCUGAAGCCAGUGAACUUCGAGGACGUGGCCAUGUGUUUCACAGAAGCGGAAUGGGCCCUUCUGGAUCAAGACCAAAGAGCCUUCUAUCGGGAGGUCAUGCUGGAGAAUUACGGGAACAUGACCUACUUAGUUCUUGAAUUUAAUCUGGCUUUUCGGAAAGAGGAAGAAGAAGACCUAUGGCAGCCCUUCUUUCAAGACUCAGAUGGAACAGGAGUAGCUGAUUCAGAUAGCCACUCAGGAAACGUCAGGAGAACACAGGUUUGUCCCGAGUGUGGCCGAUGCUUUGCCCUAAAAUUGACUCUUGCCCGACAUCAGAGGGCCCACACAAGAGAGAAACCGUGGGAGAUCUCAGAAAACGGAGAAUACCUUGGACAACGUUUGGAAAAUGCGAACCCUCAGACCAUUCUGAGCGAAGAAACGCCUUACAAGUGCUCCGAGUGCGGGGAGUCAUUUGUGGAUCAACCUAGCCUUCUGAGCCACCGAAAAGCCCACGCUGUAAAGAAUAUAUAUAAAUGUAGGGAAUGUGGGAAAUAUUUUGCGACAAACGCAGAGCUCCAGAGACACUGGAAAGUCCAUGUGGGAGUCAAACCCUUUAAAUGCUUAGAGUGUGGGAAACAAUUUGCCAUGAAUUCAUCGCUGGCGUGUCACCACAGGGUCCAUAAGAAGGAAAAGCCCCACAAGUGCCCGGAGUGCGGGAAGUGUUUCCUCCACAGAACGAAACUUCUGCGGCAUCAGCGGAUCCACACAGGAGAAAAGCCCUACGAAUGCUUCAAGUGUGGAAAACGUUUUUCGGAGAAAUCCAUUCUUUUAAGGCACCAUGCCAUUCACAAUACAGAGAGGCCUCACAAGUGCAUGGAGUGCGGGAAGUGCUUUGCUAUCCCGACACAACUUGUAAUUCACGAGAGGAUCCACACGCAGAAAAGCUCUUACAAAUGUGCCGAGUGUGGGCGAUGCUUUUCCCAGAAGCAGCAUCUUCACAGACACCAAAAAGUCCACACAGGAGAAAAACCAUACAAGUGCUUGGAAUGUGGGAAGUGUUUCUCCGAGAAAUCCCACGUCACCAUCCACCAGAGAACGCACACAGGAGAGAGGCCCUACAAAUGUGCCGAGUGUGGGAAAUGCUUCCCGCAAAAUUCGCACCUCCAGAUACACAUGAGAGUCCAUGCUGUAGAGAAGCCCUACAAAUGCUUGGAAUGCGGGAAAUGUUUUCUCAAGAAGGCCUAUCUGAAUCGGCACCAGAAAGUCCACACAGGAGAGAAAGCCCAUAAAUGCCUGGAGUGCGGGAAAUAUUUCUCCCAGAUUGCCAACCUUCACAAACACCAAAGAAUCCACACAAGAAAGAAAAUAUAUCAGUGCUGGGAGUGCGGGGAAUGUUUUGGUCACCAGUCGGCGGUUGUGACGCACCAGAGCGUGCAUGCCGGAGUGAGGAUGUUCAAGUGCACAGAGUGUGGGAAAGGUUUUGUGGAGAAAUCCAAUCUGGAAAAACAUCAGAAAGUGCACAUGGAAGAGAAACCGUACGAAUGCUCGAAUGUGCACCAAUCCGGCGUUGGGAGCCACCAAAAGCGCCACUCAAAAAAGAGACCCCAUGUUUGCUUAGAGUGCGGAAAAUGUUUUCCUCGGAAACAAAACCUCGAAGUGCACCAAAGUAUCCACACGGGAGAAAAACCUCAUAAGUGCUCGGAGUGUGACAAAUGUUUUUCUCAUACCUCACAGCUUCGCAAACACCAGGGAGUCCACACAGGAGAGAAGCGCCAUAAAUGCUCAGAGUGCGGCAAAAGUUUCCGCGAGAAGUCCUACCUUCAUAUACACCAGCGGCUCCACACGGGUGAGAAGCCUCACGAAUGCUCGGAGUGCGGCAAAUCCUUCCGCGACAAAUCCUAUCUUCGCGUACACCAGAGGCGCCACACAGGCGAGAAACCCCACCGGUGCCUGGAGUGUGGGAAGUGUUUUCUCCUGAAAUCGAGCCUUGACGAACAUUGGAAAACCCACACGGGAGAGGAACCCAGUAAAUGCCUGGAGUGCGGGAAAACGUUUGCCAAGAAAUCGCUGCUCCGGCGUCACCAGACUGUCCACACUGGAGAGAAACCGCACCAGUGCCUGGAGUGUGGGAAGUGUUUCCGCGAGAAAUCGUAUCUCCAUAUACAUGAGAGGGUCCACACAGGAGAGAAACCACACCAGUGUUUGGAAUGUGGGAAAUCCUUUUUCAUGAAAUCGUACCUCCAUGUACACCAGAGGGUCCACACCGGGGAGAAACCCUAUCAGUGCUUGGAGUGUUGCAAAUGCUUCUCCCAAAAAUCAAGUCUGGUGACCCACCAGAGAGUCCACAUUAAGCGAGACUCCAUCAACACUUGGAGCGUGGGCGGUCUGUAUCCACAGAAUGAAACCUUGAUAGAAAUUGGAGAGUCCUUGGAGGAGAAGAACCAGGCUAAUGACUGGGGUGUGGAAAAUGUUUCCCCCAGCAACUGCUGCUUAGUAGACACCAGCGAACCCACACGCAAAGAAAACCCCAUAAAUGCUUGGGGCAUGGCAAAUAUUUACAUCGGAAACCGUACUUUUGUGUAUAACGUAGAGUCGACACCAAAAAAAUCUCCAUGAAUGCCUGGAUUAUGGGAAUUCUUGACAAGCAUUGAAGACAACACUCAAGAAGAAAACUCUCUUUUACAUAUUUGUACACCACUUUUCCACCCGAAAAAGAUACUCAAGGUGGAAGUGUGGAAAAUCUUUUUCUCUGAAAAGGAAAUAAUCCAUUUAAAUGCGUAGAGUGUGGCAGAUGAUUUAGCCUAAUCUCAAGCUUUGUACAAUGUUUGAGAAUCCAAACAAAGCGUUGUCCUGGAGUGUGGGCAAUGUUUUAUUUUGAAAUCAAGCCUUAAUGAACAUUGUA